This is a messenger RNA of Aricia agestis (brown argus), 2159 nucleotides long. It is a transcript of the gene Tango5, whose product is annotated as vacuole membrane protein 1-like. The transcript is spliced from 10 exons. Gene Ontology annotation, biological process: autophagy; Golgi organization. The record is from RefSeq and is a predicted model, not a curated record. Gene Ontology annotation, cellular component: membrane; endoplasmic reticulum; endomembrane system. NCBI's taxonomy places the organism in Eukaryota, Metazoa, Arthropoda, Insecta, Lepidoptera, Lycaenidae. The coding region runs from base 191 to 1567 and encodes 458 amino acids.
GUUGGGUUGAUUGUGUGUCGUAUUCUUAUUUUAUUUUAAAUUAGCAAAAUCUUUAAAAUUGUUGUAUCUAAUGUAUAAUUAGUAUCCUAUAAACGUUCGGGACGUACUGUGUAUACAAGAAAUUAGGAAGGAAAUAUUUAUGGAGAGACAAUACUUCAAAAGUAGUAGACAUACUAGACAACACUAAGAUAUGACCAAAUCAGCUGGGUCUAGACGCGUACGCAAUCAAGCUACCUCACUUACGAUACCCCGGCAAAACUCGGUCUCUGAGAAUGGGAAAGUACGCCAGAACCUAUGCCCCGAUGCAUUGGCAUCUAUGAACAAGGAACAGCUACGAGCGGAGUGUCGGAAAAGAGGCCAACGGACUUCGGGAAACAAAAAUGAGCUGCUUGCCCGGCUCGGGUAUUUCAAGCUGGCGGCGGCAUCCGCGGUACCAGUGAACUCGGAGCAGCGACCCCGCAACGGCAUACACCACUCCGGCCCGAAGGAAACCAAGAGUAAAGCUGUAUCAAUGGAUACAGACAGCUUGGUGCUAUGGAAGAAGCCGGUACAGACAAUAGAAUAUUUCCUCAGGGAACUACUCAUAUUAUGCUCAACGGGCUUGCAAAGACUAUUAGGAUAUAAGUUAGUAGCGCUAACUUUAGUGUCAUUGUUGGCAAGCAUUACCGCCGCAUACUACAUCAAUGGACCUCACCAGAGCCUUGUACAGGAGGCAGUAUCAACCCUCGCCUGGUGGGGUUGGUGGGUGGGUCUCGGCGUGCUCAGCUCGGUGGGUCUCGGCACAGGACUCCACACGUUCCUGCUGUACCUGGGCCCGCAUAUAGCACGCGUCACGUUGGCCGCGUAUGAAUGCGGGUCACUGGAUUUCCCCACACCGCCUUAUCCUAAUGAUAUAAUCUGCCCGACCACCGUCAGCCCGACCGUCGUCACCAUCUGGAGUAUAAUGUCCAAGGUCCGCAUCGAGUGUAUGAUGUGGGGCAUGGGCACGGCGCUGGGUGAGCUGCCGCCGUACUUCAUGGCGCGCGCCGCGAGACUGUCCGGCGGCGCCGCCACUGAGCUACAAGAGUCUAGUAGCAGCAGGGCAAAAGUCAUGAUCCAGAAGCUAGUACAACGCGUCGGAUUCGCUGGCAUUUUAGCGUGUGCGUCCAUACCCAACCCGCUGUUCGACCUGGCUGGUCUGACUUGUGGACAUUUUCUGGUGCCAUUCUGGACUUUCUUCGGCGCGACGCUGCUGGGCAAAGCGGUGAUCAAGAUGCACAUACAGAAGAUGUUUGUUAUUAUCGCCUUCAAUGAGGCUCUUGUUGGGCAAGCUCUUACUUGGGUGGAGAAGAUACCGUACAUCGGGCCAAAACUUGAGGAGCCUUUACUAGAGUUUUUGAAGAACCAAAAGGCUCGUCUUCAUAAAAACGACGGAGCGGAAAUGGAGAGCCAAGGGUCCAUACUGUCUAGUCUUCUAGAGAAAUUCGUGUUGGCCAUGGUUCUGUACUUUGUGGUGUCGAUAGUGCACGCGCUAGCGCAGAACUACAGUAAACGCAUCGGCAAGAAGAAAGGAAAGAAGAAGGAAUAGGGAAUAUACGCGCCAGAUGGCGGAUUAGCAUGGCGGCAGAUCAUCCGGGCGUCGCUCGGUCGGUAGUAUUCUGUCGCGUGUGGUGGGAGUUAAAUAUUUACUCGAUAACAUUCUCAAGAGCCAGCUGAUAGUUGAGUGUAUUGUCCAAGUACGCUUGCAGUUACCGAAUUAGAUGUUAUAUUCGUAUAAUUAGACUAAGCAUUCGCCGAAAAGUUGACCAUGUUUCUAAGGAAAAAAAAGAAGUUUUUAGUAAUAGCACAGGGAACAGAGUGUAGUUAGUAAGCAUGUCUAUUUGUCGAUAAGAACUAUUGACUGACUAUGCUUUGACUUUCAUACAUGGUCUAACUUUACUUGGCGAUUGCACACUGAUCUUUCUGAAAUGUUCUGCAGCGCUUUAUUGCAUUAUUUUGAGUCGUGUAGUUUACCAAAUGUAAAGAAUUUAUACAAAAUCUUGCAGACUUUAUAAAGUUAGUACUAAAUACAAAUCCGACAUUUAAACAGAAAUAAAGCAAUAACAGUGUUGUAAGUAGUUUAUUAUUAAAUGUUGCUUAGGCUAUCGCUAGUAAGAUUUGUAGUGCACAUUUUAUGGUCA